UCCCCGCGUUGCACGGUUCUUGGCUCGCGUCCGAUUUAACUGUCUCCGCGUCUGACAUUUUUCUCCGGCAGGAACGUCACUUUUACGAAUGCUGGAACAGAAGAACAACGACAUCGUUUCAUGGGAAUGUUCACCGUGCUUCGCGACCACGUUUAUUCGUAGUGCGAAUGAAAUAAUUGACGAAUCAACUGAAUUCUCUACGAAAGAAAUUCUUCGAUAGUCAAUUGAAAUAUGGCAGAAUACUCGAGAGAACCAUGUCCUUGGCGUAUAAUGGACGACUGUGGUGGUGCAUUCACAAUGGGUGCAAUUGGCAGUGGAAUUUUUCAAAGUAUUAAAGGUUUUCAUAAUGCACCUGCGGGAAUAAAUAAACGACUUUUGGGAAGUGUGAUGGCUGUUAAAGAACGGUCGCCGAUUAUUGCUGGAAGUUUUGCAACAUGGGGCGUAGUGUUCUCUACAAUAGAUUGCACAAUGGUUCAUAUAAGGAAGAAGGAAGAUCCUUGGAAUUCUAUUAUCAGUGGUGCAGCAGCUGGUGGUAUAUUGUCGGCAAGAAAUGGUUUAGUAGCAAUGGCCGGUAGUGCAUUCAUAGGUGGGGUGAUAUUGGCUUUAAUCGAAGGUUUAGGGAUAUGUAUAACACGUUAUAGUGCAGAGCAGUAUAAGCCUCUCUCCCUCCCGGAUGAUUCAGUCAGCGGGUAAACAUAUUUUAGACACAUUGCAGACUAUGUUCAACUAAUUCAAUACAAAUCUUUCAUAUUCACUGAAACAAGUGUAAUUGAAAGAUUUGUGAUUGCUAGUAUAUAAAAUUUGUAUAGACAAUGGGAUAUAUUGACUUAAGAAAUAAUAAUAGUUUGUUUCUCAUUUAAUGUGAUUCCUUUUUGUAUUCUUUUAAGGACUGUUACAAAUUGACACAUCCAGUAAAUAUAAUAUAUUACCAGUACAAUAAAUUUAACAAUACACUAUAUUUAAAUGUAAUGCUUCUGUCGAAAGACUAUCUCUAAAAAAGAUUUAAGUUAAUGAAAUUUCCUGUCACAUAGAUAAAGUAUAUUAUUUAUCAUACUUGUAUUGUAAUUGUAUUAAAUAUUAUCUUCAUCUUCA
Nomia melanderi (Alkali bee) is the source of this 1092-nucleotide messenger RNA. RefSeq names its product mitochondrial import inner membrane translocase subunit Tim17-A. NCBI's taxonomy places the organism in Eukaryota, Metazoa, Arthropoda, Insecta, Hymenoptera, Halictidae. Gene Ontology annotation, cellular component: TIM23 mitochondrial import inner membrane translocase complex. The record is from RefSeq and is a predicted model, not a curated record. Gene Ontology annotation, biological process: protein import into mitochondrial matrix. Gene Ontology annotation, molecular function: transmembrane protein transporter activity.